Herpailurus yagouaroundi (jaguarundi) is the source of this 1577-nucleotide messenger RNA. It is a transcript of the gene AGPAT4, whose product is annotated as 1-acylglycerol-3-phosphate O-acyltransferase 4. The record is from RefSeq and is a predicted model, not a curated record. The coding region runs from base 104 to 1414 and encodes 436 amino acids. Lineage: Eukaryota; Metazoa; Chordata; Mammalia; Carnivora; Felidae. Gene Ontology annotation, cellular component: endomembrane system; mitochondrial outer membrane. Gene Ontology annotation, molecular function: 1-acylglycerol-3-phosphate O-acyltransferase activity. The transcript has 9 exons.
CUCGCUUUUUUCUUUCCAGUGUUGGCUGACUUACAGCUCCUAUAAACUAGUGGCAAUUUCUGCACCCCAGCCUGCUCCCUUUCAGUUUCUGGUUCCCAAGCCCAUGUGCCAGGGGCCGCCAGCAAGGAGGUAUGUGCCGUUCGUGCGAUUUCCAGGCGACUUCACCUCUGGGCGUGGCGGAUGUUUGUGUACACUUUCCUGGGUGGCGGACCUUGGUUCCCUCUGGAAAUAUUCUCCUGCGAGUAUUUAUUUGUCUGAAUCAACGCAACCCCGCGCCAUGGACCUCCUCGGGUUGCUGAAGUCUCAGUUCCUGUGCCACCUCGUCUUCUGUUACGUAUUUAUCGCCUCGGGGCUAAUAAUCAACACCGUUCAGCUCUUCACCCUCCUUCUCUGGCCAAUUAACAAGCAGCUCUUCAGGAGGAUCAACUGCAGACUGUCCUACUGCGUCUCCAGCCAGCUGGUGAUGUUGCUGGAGUGGUGGUCGGGCACGGAAUGCAUCAUCCAUACAGACCCCCAGGCCUACCCCAAGUACGGAAAGGAAAAUGCCAUCGUGGUUCUGAACCACAAGUUUGAGAUUGACUUUCUCUGUGGUUGGAGCCUGGCCGAACGCUUUGGGGUGUUAGGGGGCUCCAAAGUCCUGGCCAAGAAGGAGCUGGCCUACGUCCCGAUCAUCGGCUGGAUGUGGUACUUCACCGAGAUGGUCUUCUGCACACGCAAGUGGGAGCAAGACCGCAAGACCGUCUCGCAGAGCCUGCUGCACCUCCGGGAUUACCCCGAGAAGUACUUUUUCCUGAUUCACUGCGAGGGCACUCGCUUCACGGAGAAGAAGCACCAGAUCAGCAUGCAGGUGGCCCGAGCCAAGGGGCUGCCCAGCCUCAAGUACCACCUGCUGCCACGCACCAAAGGCUUUGCCGUCACCGUGAGGAGUUUGAGAAAUGUAGUUUCAGCUGUAUAUGACUGUACACUCAAUUUCAGAAAUAAUGAAAAUCCAACACUGUUGGGGGUCCUAAACGGGAAGAAAUAUCAUGCAGAUUUAUACGUCAGGCGGAUUCCUUUAGAAGAAGUCCCAGAAGACGAGGAGGAGUGUUCAGCCUGGCUCCACAAACUCUACCAGGAGAAGGAUGCCUUCCAGGAGGAGUACUACAGGACGGGCACCUUCCCAGAGACCCCCAUGGUGCCCCCCCGGCGGCCCUGGACGCUCAUCAACUGGCUCUUCUGGGCCUCCCUGCUGCUCUACCCUUUCUUCCGGUUCCUCACCAACAUGAUCAGCAGUGGGUCUUCCCUGACCCUGGCCAGCUUUGUCCUCGUCUUCUUUGUGGCCUCCAUGGGAGUCCGAUGGAUGAUUGGGGUGACAGAAAUCGACAAGGGCUCUGCCUACGGCAACAUCGACAGCAAGCAGAAACGGAACGACUGACCCCGGACACAUCAGCACCCAGAGGGGACCUUGGGGACUGGUGGACGCUGUCAUCCUUAGUGGGACCCAGGGACGAAGCGGGGUGAGCCCCUGCUGGGAAGCCAGGGAGUCUGGUCUCGAUGCCAGAUGGGGAGGAAGAUGUUCUUAAAUCUUUUUUCCCCCA